AUCCGUCGGUGUGACUGACUAUGCAGCAAUCGAGUCAAUGGCAUAGAAGUAUAUAGGUGCUUUUUAUUCGUUUUAGGGGGAAUGGAGGAGAUAAAAGAUGACAAGACGUACAAGGGGUUUGUAGAUAGACUCACCCUCGGUAUCACUCGAGUUCUGGAGAGUCUCCCAGGUGUGCUGGAUGUACGGUUUGUAGAGAAAGCCCCCGCAGAAAAGCGAUGCCUUCUCUCCUGGGAGCAGAAAAACAACUGCGCUUUGCCGGAAGAUCUCCGAGAUUUCUAUCUCACAACAGAUGGCUUCAUGCUUGCCUGGAACUCCAAGCUGGAAAAUGAAGUAGUUCCAGUGGGUUGCAUGAUGAUCAACAACGUUGCUCAAUUACGCCCUCUGAUUCAGUCAAAUGUAUAUUGCCUCCCCAAUGCACCAACCUUAGCUGAUCUUGACUUUGACGAUGACAUAGACGACGGCCCAGAAAAGCCUCAUUUUGAUUUGCGCAGUCGCAUCUUUGAGCUAGACUCCUGCAAUGGUAAUGGCAAAGCUUGCCUUGUUUACAAGAGCUGCUCUCCAGGUGUAAUGGCCCAGCAGUGUGAGGUGUGGUUCUUGGACCGAUCACUUUUCUGGCACUAUCUUACCCCCUCUUUCACUGCCUACUACCGGCUUAUGAUCACUCAUCUGGGGCUGCCAGAGUGGCAAUAUAAUUUCACUUCGUAUGGCCCCAGCCCACAAGCUAAGCAAUGGGCCGCUCUUUACCAGCCCCUGACGUUUCACAGUGACCCCCAUCUCGAUACAUCCAGUGAGCCUUUUCUGAACAAACUGGACCCAACAAAGGCAUUUCGUGGCAAAGCCAAGCCACCCACUCCAAAAAAGAAGCAGCCAACACAGGUGCCAGCAAGCGGUGCAGGCACAGCUAAAGGACAAGGGCUCUCCGGGAGACAUAGUGUAGCCAAACGAUGAAUAUAAACAAUGU
Danio aesculapii is the source of this 961-nucleotide messenger RNA. RefSeq names its product tubulin polyglutamylase complex subunit 2 (gene tpgs2). Bases 82 to 948 code for a protein of 288 amino acids. The record is from RefSeq and is a predicted model, not a curated record. The transcript is spliced from 7 exons. Lineage: Eukaryota; Metazoa; Chordata; Actinopteri; Cypriniformes; Danionidae. Gene Ontology annotation, biological process: protein polyglutamylation.